Messenger RNA from Penicillium cataractarum, 342 nucleotides. Its product is annotated as DUF3602 domain-containing protein. The transcript has 5 exons. Bases 1 to 342 code for a protein of 113 amino acids. NCBI's taxonomy places the organism in Eukaryota, Fungi, Ascomycota, Eurotiomycetes, Eurotiales, Aspergillaceae. The record is from RefSeq and is a predicted model, not a curated record.
AUGGGCGAGCAAGAGCAACCAAUGGUCUCCCACGGCCGUGGAGGCCAGGGCAACAUCGGCCAUGAUUCUACGCAAUACGUCGACGGCGAGAUCGUCCGCGAGGGCGUUUACGGCGACCAGGGUGACGGUGCAUACUCCGCCGGGGUCCCCCACGACGCAGAGAUGGUCCCAGAGCUCGCGGUCCGCAACUCUACGGAUGAGAACUACCAUGUCGGCCGCGGUGGCCAGGGUAACGUCCACCUCGACGACGCAACCCGCAAGGAGAAAGAGGAGAAGAAGAAGGGUCCUGCGCAUGAGGGGUUGGCGGAUAAAUUGAAGCAUAAGCUUAUGGGGCGGAAGUAG